AUGUCCAUACUUAAGCACCUUCCCAAACGAGGUUUAUUCUAGUUUAGCAAUUAAGAAUACAAAUCUAACAUUAAAAAUACCUUAGCUUCUUCAUAAAGGAAAUACAAGCUACUUAAAUACAAGAAUUUAGAUGACUCAGAAUGCAAGAUCAAUGUUUAUGGAAUACCUAUCAUCCCCUCAAAAUAAUCAGCCAAUGAAUAUACAUCAGAUAAUGAGCAAGACAGUCAGUUAUUUAGAGAUAUGGAAAGAAACUUACCAUAGCUAUAGAUAGUUUAGAUAGAUCCUAUGUGGUAUAUGUAUCAUUGUAGACAGUUCUCAAUCAAAUAUUUGCCAUCAAUUAAAGAUCAAUUUCAGCAAGGUAAAUUGGGAAUAUUUGGCAAGGACCAUAAGCUACCAUUUGAAGACUAGAAAGGGAUGCCAAUGCAUGAGUAAAAAUCACUUGAAAAGAUAUUUUCUUUAUACUUUCCAUUCAAUUGGACUGAAACUGAAGUAUCUGUUGAUACUCUUAUGCUUUUAGCUGAUCCUGAAAAUCUCACACCUUAAAGAAUUAAGAAAAUUUAAGAGUUUGAUGUGACAAAGGAUGAGUGCUAGCAGGAAAGAGAGUUAUUGUUGAAGGGGAUGGAAACGAAGUUGAUAUCAAAUAAAUACCCUUCCAUAUUCCAUGAUCUUAACAGAGUUCUAUUAGAAAUCCUAAUGCUAAAUGAAAAUUCAGUGUUGCUUGCUGACAUGCCUGAGUUGCUAAAUAGAAUGUAGAUAGCAUCUGUACUUAGUCUGAAGGAGAUGCAAGAGAUAUUUGAUGUAAUAAUGAAUAAAAUUGCUAGAAAGCAGGGACCUCUUUAGUCUGGUGCUGCAGCUAUGUAUCAUUUCCCAGAGAUUUUCCUAAAAAGAAAAGAUCAGUAUUUGGAAUCUUUUAUGCGAUCAGUUAUCGAAGAUGAUGUCUUAAUUAAUCAAAAUAUUAGACAUGUCGAUGCAUACAUUGGAAACAUCCAUUUGAGCCCAGUUUCGAGAAUAUGGAAUACUAAUAAAUCUAGAAGAUAAGAUAAAGGCUAAUCUAAUAUAGAUAGAUCAUAAGAAGAAGAUGUAGAAUAGACAACUGGAGGUAGAGCAGUCAAGCAUCAAUUAAAAAAAUCAGUGAAACCCAAUCCUCUUAACUUAGCAGGCUAAGAAUUAAGAGACUUUCAUUAUAUGAGAUAGAAUUUCGAUGAGCUAGCAGAAGAAAAGAUUGAGAAGUAAGCCUUAAUGGAGGCAUUGUUCCAAACCUAGCUCUGGAGUGAGCCAUAUGUAAAGAAUCCAUUCAUUUAUAUUACUGAUAAUGACUCAGAUUUUGCUGGAGACAAGGGCAAAGAUCUACUGGAAAUGUUCAAGAGAGUGUUCUAUCUGAAUUACUAAAAAUAUAACAACAUCAUUUAGCAGGUCGUGCCUCAAGAGCUGUGGGAGGGUUAAAGACGAGCCUAGAUGGAAUUCCAAUAAAAUUCUUAAAUGCAAUAAGAUGCAGGAUAUGUAAAUGAACUCAUGGGAAAACAUAAAUGA
This is a messenger RNA of Stylonychia lemnae, 1530 nucleotides long. The record is from the annotation of a GenBank genome assembly. NCBI's taxonomy places the organism in Eukaryota, Ciliophora, Spirotrichea, Sporadotrichida, Oxytrichidae.